AUGUCAACAGACACAUCGUUCGCCGGCCCCAAAGACUGGCCAGACUGGUCCGCUUCAUACCGGUCCAAGGCCAAGACCCUCAUGAUCUGGGAAUACGUCGAUCCUGCUCAAGAGCCGCCGCUCACGGUAGCAAUGCGUGCCGUGUACAACGACGAUUACCGCCGCUACGAAUUUUACCUCGAGGCCUGGAAAGAAUACAUGUACGGCAUAGGAACGCUAGAGACGUGGGUCAGGAACCACGUCAUACGACAACACAGGGAGGUGAACUGUCAGGAAGAGUGCAGCAGUGGUAUAACAACCUGA
Molecule: messenger RNA, 303 nt
Organism: Lasiosphaeria miniovina
Lineage: Eukaryota; Fungi; Ascomycota; Sordariomycetes; Sordariales; Lasiosphaeriaceae
Exons: 2
Coding region: 1-303 (100 amino acids)
Source: RefSeq, a predicted model, not a curated record